AUGGGAUGUGGCAAUAAUAAGCAACAGGCGCAGGAAGUUGAAAUUCCAGUGGGGCCAACUGAAUUAUUUGUAAAAACUGAAACUUUUGAUGCUAAUGCAUUUUUUGAUGAUGUAAUAUUUUUACAUCCAAAUAGUUCUUUGCUUAAUAUAUGAUUAUUAAGCUAAAUGUGUGCAUAAAAUUUUAUAGUUUUGGCUAGACUAUAAUGUUCAUGAUAGAUCAAUUAAAAUGCGCGUUUUUCAAGAAAAUAACCAAAAAUGGCAUCCCUUGAAUUUUCUUAUUAUCUACUGUCGCCUAAUUCUCUUUCUAUAUUUUGGUUUGACUUAUCCAGCUAUUUGCCUAAGCGAUACGUAGCGUUGUGUGGCUAUCCCAAGGGGAAUGAAAAUUUCUCGAAGUGUGCAACCAAUCUCAAUUGGUGGAGGCUGGGAUAUAGCACAUAAGGGAUAAUCUUUAUACUAAAAGUAAUUAGGAUGCUUAAGAUAAAAAAGAUUCUACUAAUUUUUUAUAAAUACAGAGCUUUUCCAAUUAUUGGAUUACUUACCAAUCCACUUUGCGUGUUGAAUAAAUACAUUCAUGCAUUCAUUCUAAAGAUAAUAUCUGCAAAGGAAAAAGUUUCACAAGUAAACUCUAAUGAGUUUUCAAUUAAGCCAGAGGAUUUAGAAGCUGAAGAAUCUCUUCAUGCGAAAAAUAUAAGAAAAACCAGUGAAGAUGAAGAAGCUGAAGUUGUUAAAACUGCAAAAAAAUUAGAUAAUUCGAUGGAUAAGAAAAUUUCUAAAUAUCCACGCAAGCUUACACCAAUCCCAAACCCACCACUUCCAACAACUUAUACACAAUUUCCUUUACUCUUCUUUAAAAUUGGGAAAAAAUGUAGGUAAAAUUUCCAAUUUUUAAAUAAAUUAAUCCCCUUUAAUUAAAAGCAAAAUUUUUUGUUUUCAUAAUUUGAAGUAAUAAAUUAUUUAAAGCCCACUUUAAUGGAAGUAUUACAAAUAGAAUGCAAGUUAUAUAGUUGGCACACAAUAUCAAUUAAUUUUUAAAUUAAUUCUUAAAAUUUAUAUUAUUUGUAGAUAUUUUCUUUUUUUAAAAAUUAUAGCCAAGUUUUUUUUGAGAUUAAAGUUAGUAAAUAAGCCCAAACCCACUUCAUUAUUUAGGGAGAGAAAAAUAAUUUUUGAUGCAAAACCUACAGAUGGUUUUAAUUUUGAUUUUCUGGAUCAAAUUAAGCAAGAAAAUAUCAAAACCCCUAAAGAUGAUCUAGAUAGCUUAAUAAAAGAUUUAAACUCCUCCAGCAGGGUUUAUGUCUUAUAA
Blepharisma stoltei is the source of this 1300-nucleotide messenger RNA. Lineage: Eukaryota; Ciliophora; Heterotrichea; Heterotrichida; Blepharismidae. The record is from the annotation of a GenBank genome assembly.